UGUGAGUUUCCGUGAAUUUCUGUGAUCGAGGCUAUUUGGUGAAUUUGUAGCUGGUGGCUGAAGACACUGUAUAAUGGUAAAAAUCCUGCUAAGGUGGUGUUAAAACUGUUGAAUAACAUUUGGAAUUAAUAUCAGUGACGUUCAAUUCAUAAAUGAUUCGUUACAAAUAUGUUGUAGAAUUUGUGAUACUUUUCAAUACAUAGUGACGCGAUUCGAUCCGCCAUAAACCCGAGUCUAUCAGUUUUCUGACUUUAUCAGUGUUUGAUAUGUUCUAACUUAUAAUCAAGAUGGCAAGCCCAUCUCCACAGAGCAGCCCUAUGCCGCCACCACAAGCUCCCAGUCCCAUGGGGCCGCCGACGCAGAGUCCAGCACCGCCGCAGUCCCCGCAUAGUCCUUACAAUCAACAACACGUUAAUGGGCCACCACCUGCACAUCCUCCAAGUACUGCACAACCACCGAUGCAAAAUCAUAUGGCACCUUCAGGGCCGCCUCAUUCAAUGGCCACUAAUACCAAUGGUGGGCCGCAACAACAUCCUGGAAUUCCGCCAUCUGGACAUCAAAUGUCGCCGCACAUGGUCGGACCACACAUGCCUGGCCCACCAGGACAUCCUAUGAGUACACCAGGAUCACAUCAAGGGCCUGGUGGCCCAAAUGGUCAUUCUAAUAUGCCUAACAAUCCGCAACAUCCAAACAUGCCUGUCCAGGGGCCUCCUCAUGGAUACAUGCAGCAUCAAAUUGGACAUAUGCCACCUAAUCAGGGUCCAAUGACAAUGGGCAGCGGCCCUCCGCCGCCAGGUAAUGGACCACAAGGGCCGCCGGGGCCUCCUCUGCCACUAGGUGGCCCACCGCCACACGGAGUACAUCCACAAGGAAUGCCACCUAUGCCUCCGCAUCACAGCAUGAUGGCGUCGCAAGCGGGCUAUUCUCAUGCUGCGCCUACGCCCGGAGGCGCGCCCACUGCCCCCGGCGGCGCGCCCGCCAGCCAGGCGCCACCGGGCGCGCCGCAGCAGCCGCCCGCGGCGCAGACGCCUCCGCACGGCUCCGCGCCGCCGCCCUCCACGUCGGCCAAUGGAGCGCCUUCUUCGUCACCGAUGCAGGGUUCGCUCGCCGCAUCGGGCCCUGACAAUCUCAACGCGUUGCAGCGGGCUAUCGACUCCAUGGAGGAGAAGGGCUUGCAAGAGGACCCGCGAUACUCGCAACUGUUGGCCAUCCGCGCGCGCUCCAACCCACAAGAUCCCAAUAAGGGGCUCUUCUCCAACAACCAACUGAGUCAAUUAAAAGCCCAAAUAGCGGCAUAUCGGAAGCUGGCUUGUAACCAGCCGAUUACGCAACAAAUAGCUAUGAUGGCGGCCGGGAAGCGAACCGGAGACACCCCGCCCGAGUGCCCCACGCCGCCCGCACAGCCGCCCUCGCCCUAUAGCCAAGGGCAGGCGCAGGCGGGCGGGCAGGGCGCGGGGCUGGCGGGCGGCAAGGGCGCGGCGGGCGGCGACGCGGCGCGCGGCGGCGGCGGCGCCCCGCCCACGCCGCUGCCCAUGACCGGCCAGAUGGCGCCGCCCACGCAGCCCACGCCGCCGCUGGUCAACCCGCCAAUGGGAGGAGCGCCACCACUUCGAGGUCCGGCGCCGCUGAGACCACCCGGUCCUAACGUAGGCCCUCCUACAUCUCAACAGCCCGGUGUACCAACUCCUGGAGCAAAGCAAAAUCGCAUCACAGCUAUACCGAAACCAGUUGGCAUCGAUCCCCUACAAAUAUUAAACGAAAGGGAAAACAGGAUAGCGGCGCGUAUCGCUCACAGAAUGGAAGUGUUAUCCAACUUGCCGGCCAACAUAUCGGACGAUCUUCGGUUACAAGCACAAAUUGAAUUGCGAGCCCUUCGGGUUCUCAAUUUCCAGAAGCAAUUGCGUGCUGAGAUAUUGGGUCAAAUUCGUCGUGACACAACGCUGGAGACGGCGGUGAACAUCAAAGCGUACAAGCGCACGAAGAGGCAAGGUCUGCGGGAAGCGCGCGCCACGGAGAAGCUUGAGAAGCAACAGAAGCUGGAAGCUGAGAGGAAGCGCAGGCAGAAGCACCAAGAGUUCCUGCAGACUGUACUGCAACAUGCAAAGGACUUCAAAGAGUACCAUCGCAACAACGUCGCGAAGCUGUCGCGCAUGAACAAAGCCAUCAUGAACCACCACGCCAACGCCGAGCGCGAACAGAAGAAGGAACAAGAGCGCAUUGAAAAGGAACGUAUGAGACGUUUGAUGGCGGAGGAUGAAGAGGGCUACAGAAAGCUGAUCGAUCAGAAGAAAGACAAGCGACUGGCGUUCCUUCUGUCGCAGACGGACGAGUACAUCGCCAGUCUCACGGAGAUGGUGAAGCAGCACAAGCAGGAGCAACGCAAGAAGCAGCAAGAAGAAGAGCGGAGGAAGAGGAAAUCUCGGAAGAAGAAGGUGCUAGAAGGUGGCGAGAUCGACGCUCUGGAUGACAGCUCUCAAACUUCAGACUCUCGAGUUAGCGUCAUGGAUCCUAAAACAGGAGAGAUAUUAAGAGGAGAAGAAGCCCCGUUGCUCUCGCAGUUUAAAGACUGGAUGGAAACCCAUCCAGGAUGGGAGGUGUUAUCUGACUCCGACGAUUCUGGAGACGACAGCCAAGAUGAUGAAAGGAGAGAGAGAAGGGAAAGGCACAGAGACGAGAAGAGUGACAGAGAAAAGACGGAAGAGGAGAAGGCGCGCGAUAUGAUCAAGAAGGCGAAGGUCGAAGAUGAUGAAUACAAAACUGAAGAACAAACAUAUUACAGUAUUGCUCACACGGUCCACGAAUCUGUCACUGAGCAAGCCAGCAUCUUGGUGAAUGGCAAGCUGAAAGAGUACCAGAUUAAGGGUCUAGAAUGGCUGGUGUCUCUCUUCAACAACAACCUAAACGGAAUUUUGGCAGACGAAAUGGGUCUCGGCAAAACCAUCCAAACUAUUGCAUUGGUCACCUAUCUGAUGGAGAAGAAAAAAGUCAACGGACCAUUUCUUAUUAUUGUACCAUUGAGUACUUUAUCGAACUGGGUGCUCGAGUUCGAGAAGUGGGCGCCGACGGUGCAGGUGGUGCCGUACAAGGGCUCGCCGGCGUCGCGCCGCCUCGUGCAGACGCAGAUGCGCUCCACCAAGUUCAACGUGCUGCUCACCACCUACGAGUACGUCAUCAAGGACAAGGGUGUGCUGGCCAAGGUGCAAUGGAAGUACAUGAUAAUCGACGAGGGCCACCGCAUGAAGAACCACCACUGCAAGCUGACGCAGGUGCUCAACACGCACUACAUCGCGCCGCACCGCCUGCUGCUCACCGGCACGCCGCUGCAGAACAAGCUGCCCGAGCUGUGGGCGCUGCUCAACUUCUUGCUACCUUCGAUAUUCAAGAGCUGCUCGACCUUCGAACAGUGGUUCAACGCGCCUUUCGCAACUACAGGCGAAAAGGUGGAACUAAACGAGGAAGAAACGAUCCUGAUCAUCCGUCGUCUGCACAAAGUGCUGCGUCCGUUCCUGCUGCGGCGGCUCAAGAAGGAGGUGGAGAGCCAGCUGCCCGACAAAGUGGAGUACAUCAUAAAGUGCGACAUGAGUGGCCUGCAGCGAGUACUAUACAAACACAUGCAAUCGAAGGGAGUGCUGCUCACGGACGGUUCGGAGAAGGGCAACAAAGGGAAAGGUGGAGCGAAGGCGCUCAUGAACACCAUCGUCCAGCUGCGCAAGCUCUGCAACCACCCCUUCAUGUUCCAGCACAUCGAAGAGAAGUUCUGCGACCAUCUCGGUACAGGCAGUGGAGUGGUUAGCGGACCUGAUCUAUAUCGAGCUUCUGGAAAGUUUGAACUGUUGGACCGUAUUCUGCCCAAGUUGAAGAAGGCUGGGCACAGAGUACUGAUGUUCUGUCAAAUGACCCAGUGUAUGACCAUCAUAGAGGACUAUUUCUCUUGGAGAUGUUUCCAGUACUUAAGAUUGGACGGAAUGACGAAGGCCGAGGACCGCGGCGAGCUGCUGAAGAAGUUCAACGAGACGGGCUCCGACUACUUCAUCUUCCUGCUGUCCACGCGCGCGGGCGGGCUCGGCCUCAACCUGCAGAGCGCGGACACCGUCAUCAUCUUCGACUCCGACUGGAAUCCGCACCAGGAUCUCCAAGCCCAGGACCGAGCGCAUCGUAUCGGACAGCGCAACGAAGUGCGCGUGCUACGACUGAUGACUGUCAACUCUGUGGAAGAAAGGAUCUUGGCUGCUGCGAGGUACAAACUAAACAUGGACGAGAAAGUAAUUCAAGCCGGUAUGUUCGACCAGAAAUCUACGGGCACAGAACGACAACAGUUCCUGCAGAGUAUCUUACAUCAGGAUGGGGAUGACGAAGAGGAGGAAAACGAGCUCCCGGACGACGAUUUGAUCAACGAGAUGAUCGCGCGCUCCGAAGAAGAGAUGGAGCUGUUCAAGCAGAUGGACAUCGAGCGCAAGAAGUCGGAGACGCAGACGCGCCUCAUCGAUGAGUCCGAACUGCCUGAUUGGCUCGUCAAGAACGACGACGAGGUCGUCUGCAACAAGGGCCAAGGCUGGAACUACCUGGACGAAGACGAAACCCUCGGCCGUGGAUCCCGGCAGCGCAAAGAAGUUGACUACACUGACUCUCUGACGGAGAAGGAGUGGCUCAAGGCCAUUGACGAGGAGUUCGAGGAGGAGGAAGAAGAAGACGAUGAUGAUGAGGUGCUCGAUAAGAAGAGGAAGAAAGGGCGUAAGCGACGACGUCAAGAGGAUUCUGAUGAAGAAGAAGUGCCCUGUUCCUCGAAAAAGAAAAGCAAAACAGAAAUCAAUAUGCUUAAAAAACGCCUAAAGAACAUUAUGAAGAAAGUUGUAGAUUAUUCUGAUGAGCAUAGAAACGGGCGUGUCUUGUCGGAGCCAUUCAUGAAGCUGCCGUCGCGUCGCGAACUCCCCGACUACUACGACGUUAUCAAGAAACCACUAGACAUUAAAAAAAUUAUGAACAGAAUUGAAGAUGGGAAGUACAUGGAUAUUUCCGAUAUGGAGCGCGAUUUCUUCACGCUGUGUGCGAACGCACAAACCUACAAUGAAGAAGCUUCCCUGAUCUACGAGGACUCGGUGCGGCUGCGAAAUGUUUUCAUCGAGAUCAGGCGGCGCUACGAGAACGGACAGAACUCUGAUGAAUCUGAUGAUAAUGUGAAUGUGAAUGAUAAUAAUAAAGAAGAAGACGAUUCAGAUGGGGAGUCAAAUCGUUCAGUUAAAAUGAAAAUCAAAUUGAAGAAUAAGAACAAGAGCACACCUUCCAGAAAACGAAAACAACGCAAAUACGUCUCUGACGAUGAAUACUUUGAAGAAGAUUAGUUUAAUAUAAGUAGUUUAUAAACUAUAUUUAAUUUACGGCUCAAUGCACUUUGUCCCAUAUUUAAACGUUAUGACUAUUUUUGGAGAUUUUCUUUCAUUAUUGUGGUUGAAAGUAUGAUUUUCUUAUUCACCAUUAACAUAUUUCCAGAAUUUGAACCAGUGCAGUUCUUAUUAUUCAACCAAAAUAAGCUACAAGUUUGAUAUUAUAUGACAGAUAUUACAAUACUAGUAUUCCAAUUUAUUUAAUCUAAACUGAUGACUCCAACAUGAUGGUAAACUGUAUUAGCCUUUAUUAAUUAGUUUAAUCAGAAUCAGGUUAAAGAUUGAAAUAGUGUUAUUACGAAUGUAAUAAGCUUAUACAAUAUGAAGUAACAUUUCUCGUAUAUACUUUUUGUUGUUUAUGGUAAGGUGCACAUUUUCCCAAUAAAAUUAGGUUAGAAUUUUCAUGAUGAAUCAAUCUUUUUCUAAUUAAUUUAAUAAAUAAAUAAAAUAUGAUAAUAAUUAUAUAAAUUUGAUGAUAUUGCAAUUUAAAAUGACUAUUUCAGAUGUACUUGACAUAUUAAUGAAAUUAUUUGAAUAACAAUUAUAGUAUUAUGAUAAUGAUAUGUUGGUGUUACAACAAUUUUAAGGGGUUUUAACAAUAGACAUUGACUUAUGUGUAUUAGGUGUAUGUGUAGUAAAUAAAAAACUUAAAUAAUUAA
Maniola jurtina (meadow brown) is the source of this 6040-nucleotide messenger RNA. It is a transcript of the gene brm, whose product is annotated as ATP-dependent helicase brm. NCBI's taxonomy places the organism in Eukaryota, Metazoa, Arthropoda, Insecta, Lepidoptera, Nymphalidae. The record is from RefSeq and is a predicted model, not a curated record. Bases 288 to 5339 code for a protein of 1683 amino acids. Gene Ontology annotation, biological process: positive regulation of transcription by RNA polymerase II. Gene Ontology annotation, cellular component: nucleus. Gene Ontology annotation, molecular function: ATP binding; DNA binding; ATP-dependent chromatin remodeler activity. The transcript is spliced from 29 exons.